Messenger RNA from Mesorhabditis spiculigera, 795 nucleotides. NCBI's taxonomy places the organism in Eukaryota, Metazoa, Nematoda, Chromadorea, Rhabditida, Rhabditidae. The record is from the annotation of a GenBank genome assembly.
AUGCCGGAUAUCGAUGAACAAGCGCAAGAGCUCGAGGUGAUCGAAAGCAUUUUCCAGGACCUGAUCAGCAUUGUCGACGGGAAAAAUCUUCGACUUUCCCUGGAUGGUUUUACGGCCAGUAUAUCGCUUCCACCAGCGUAUCCCUCGAGUUCUCCCCCGGAAUUCACCAUCUCAGCCCCGACAUGGUCCCAGGAUCAGAAGCGCGAGCUGCAAAACGAGCUGAACGAGGCCUACGUCGAAAAUAUCGGGAUGCCAAUACUAUUCUCUUGGAUUAGUAUUAUGAAAGAUUUUACCGAUAAAGUGAACGGUUUGACGGAAACACAGACGACGCAGGACUCGAUAGAAGAUAUUGAGGAUGAGGAGCCCUCGAGCAGCCAGGAAAUUGAGCCCUCGUAUUCGACCCUACCCACCAUUUUCACCGGCGAGACGUUCCACGACCGGAAGAGCAUCUUUCAAGCGCACAUGGCUCGUGUCAAUUCGAAAGCUGAGGUCGAAGCGGUGAUGCAGAAACUUCUCCAAAACAACAAAAUCGCGAAGGCGACGCACAACAUCUUGGCGUGGCGCUGCAACGAGAUGCGACACGGGAAAUUGGUCAGUUUGAAAGACUGUGAAGAUGACGGGGAAACGCAUGCCUCCGCCAAAAUGCUUGACAUCAUCGAGAAGAUGGGCGCCGAGAAUGUGAUGGUGGUCGUGACGAGAUGGUACGGCGGUGUCCACCUCGGCCCCGAUCGCUUCCGCAUCAUUAACAACCUAACCCGCGCUAUUCUGGCGGCCAAUGGCAUGGAAAACCGUCGU